AUGGCUUAUAUUGGGAUUCUUUCAGCCUUCCUUGCCCAUAUCUGUCUGCUAACGGCAUCUAGCCUAGACUUGGAAGGGCGUACGGCUCAUGAAGAGGAGCACAAGAUAACCAGGGAUAAGCAACCCAUCUACAACCAGCCUAGAAGCCAGGACCAUCCUGCCAUGUGGUUUAGGACCACGGAGAGCAGUGUCCUUGCCCAAAAUCUGGCUGAAGACUUGCCAAAGCAUGUGGCUUCUUUCCUAUAUACAGGGAAUUCUAAUGAACUCAGGCGAGCCAACUGUUCCAAGAGGUACGAACUGAGUAGUCUAUCAGGGGUUUCUCCCACAACUACUCACCAGUCUUUGCACAGUUCUUUGGAAUUACUUGUUCAUUCCUCCAACUUUUUAAACAUGAUGUUACAAAGCAAUAAAUCUAGAGACCACACCUCGCACAGGGACCUGGAGUGGUACAGUGCUCUCCUAAGGAGUAUCUUAGAAGGGGAACCUAGAAUUCAUCGGUCUGCCAUCACUUUUAAUGUGGACCCACUGUCCCAUAUCCCUCAGGUGUUUUUGCAGGCAUCUCGAGAGGAAGACAAGAUCCAUCUCCAAGAUCUAUCUUCUUCAGCCCACCAUCUAGCCAAUGCCACCCAGGAAACCGACUGGUUCCAUGCGUUCAAGCAAAAGUGGAGGCCUCACCAGCACAAGAGAUUUUUAAACGGUGCUAAAACUUUAGAGGACAGCUGGAAGAAGGGUUCCAGCUACCUUACCGACAAGAGUCACAUCAAGUGGUCCUCGCCUUUUCUAGAAUGCGACCAUGGGAAAUACAAACCCAACUGGCUCCUUUCUCUCUCUGCUGCAUUUUAUGGGCUUAAGCCAAAUCUUGUUCGAGAAUUCAGGGGAGUACUCAAAGUGGAUGUCAAUCUUCAGAAAACAGACAUCGAUCAAUGCUCAAAUGAUGGAUGGUUUUCUGGCACUCACCGAUGUCAACAUAACAGCUCAAAGUGUAUACCAAUUAAGGGCCUUGGAUUUGUUCUCGGAGCCUACAAAUGCAUUUGCAAGCCUGGAUUUUAUCAUCCUCCUGACAUCUUUUCAGAGAAUGGCUUUCAAAGGCAGACCGAAGAGAACCAGUUUUCUCGAGAAAUAUCUGAAGAGGAAUAUAAGUGUCUACCCUGCAGGGAAGAUUGUUCAUACUGUACGGCUGAUGCACCCUGCUAUGCGCAGGAGGACAAGAAUUUGCGGAUUGCUGUCAUCUCGUUCCAGGCUUUCUGCAUGCUGCUAAACUUCAUAAGCAUGCUUGUGGUCUAUCAUUUCCGUAGAGCAAAGAGCAUUCGAGCAUCAGGACUCAUUCUACUGGAGACCGUUUUGUUUGGAUCGCUUCUACUAUACUUCCCAGUGAUUAUUUUAUACUUUGAUCCAAGCACCUUUCGCUGCAUUCUUCUACGAUGGGUUCGCCUUUUGGGAUUUGCGAUUGUCUACGGAACUGUGACAUUAAAGUUAUACAGGGUUCUGAAAGUGUUUCUCUCUCGGACAGCCCAGAGAAUACCUUACAUGACCAGCUGUAGAGUAAUGAAGAUGCUGUCUGUAAUUCUGCUAUUAGUACUCUGGUUCCUUGUGGCCUGGACAUCUGCUGUUUUCCAAAACAUGGACCGAAAUAUCCCUCUGAUUGUCCAAGGGGAAACCUCCGACCACUUUCAGUUUAAGAUGUGUCUGAUUGAUCGAUGGGAUUACAUGAUGGCUGUUGGUGAAUUUUUAUUCCUCCUUUGGGGUAUCUUCCUGUGUUAUGCAGUGCGGACUGUCCCCUCUGCCUUCCACGAGCCUCGCUAUAUGGCUGUAGCCGUUCACAAUGAGCUCAUUAUCUCAGUGAUAUUCCACACCAGUAGGUUUGUGUUUGCAAAGAAACUUCAGCCAGACUGGAUGCUGAUACUAUUUUUUGUUCACACUCAUCUGACUGUGACCGUAACUGUGGGACUGUUGCUAAUACCCAAGUUUUCUCGCUCACAUAAUAAUCCAAGGGAUGACAUCGCUGCUGAAGCCUAUGAAGAUGAGCUGGACAUGGGAAGAUCUGGAUCUUACCUAAACAGCAGUAUCACCUCUGCUUGGAGUGAACACAGUUUGGAUCCGGAAGAUAUACGGGAUGAGCUGAAGAAGCUAUAUACCCAGCUGGAGAUUUAUAAAAGAAAAAAGAUGAUUGCAAAUAACCCACAUCUUCAGAAAAAGAGGUGUUCAAAGAAAGGAUUGGGGCGAUCAAUUAUGAGAAGGAUAACCGAGAUCCCUGAGUCAGUCAGCCGCCAGUGCUCCCGAGAAGACAAAGAUGGUGCAGAUCAUAGUAAUCCUAAAAAUACUACCAGUAAUUCAAAAAAAAAUCACCUGGAGUCAAAUACCCAUAAUGCAAAGUCAAAGGAAGACUCAAAGCAUAGACCGUUCUCACUGAAGAAGUCCCACAGCACAUAUGACCAUUUAAGAGGACCAAAUGACAAACCCAAUGGAAAUUCUUCAGAAAAGAUGGAUAUGUGUGAAAACGCAAUACAGACCUCGGUUAAUGGGAAGAAGCCAGAACAUAGAGAGACCGAAGAGCUGGAAGUGGGAUCUGCUGAAUCGGUACCCUUGGUCUGCAAGUCUGCCAGCGCUCAUAACCUAAGCCUAGAUAAAAAACCUUUGCACCCAAGUCUUUCUGUCAUACAAAAGUCACUUAGUGCCAUUGCUAACUCUAAAGAUAAAAGCCUGGGACUUAGUGAACAAACUAAAAGUGUAGAGGAUUCUGAUAAAUAUUCAACAGUAGACUCUAAUGAAAAUGCAAGUCACAAAGGUACGCCUUGCUCAAACAAGGAGGAGAACUUGGAGCAGCACAGAACAUCAAGUCCCAUUGAAGAAACCCCAAAAUCUCACAAACCUGGAAUUAUGAAGCAACAGGCAAUGAGUUUGACAUUGGCGGACACUGAGAAAAUGAUAGAUACUCUUGGAUUUAAAGAUAAAUUUGACAUUGAAGAGGUAUGUCCUUGGGAAAUGUACGACCUUACUCCCACUACAGUGCCUUCUGAAAACAAAGUCCAGAAGCAUGUUUCCAUUGCACCUUUGGACUCUGAAAAGAAUCAUACAUCACGUUCUAAGAGCAAAUCUCACAAUCGAUCUAAGACAACAGAUCAAGCACAUCAUCACUCAAAGCAAAAGAGUCCAGGUAAAUCUGACCUAAAUGCAAAAGAUAGCCAAGAACACGUCAUAAAAGAUGAAAACACAAAGUCUCAGUCCAUUGACACAGGAGCAACAGAUCAAGAGUUAUUGACCAAACAAACUGCUAACUCACAAGAAAAAGAAUGCAAAAAAAAUCCCCCCAUCACGGAGGGGGUAAUUCUAUCACCAGGUGGCCACCAUAAUUCUAACAAUAACCUACCACAAACUUUAGCUCUUCAAGCUGAGAUAUGUCCAUGGGACUUUGAAUCACAGGAUACAUUAAGUGUAAAGAGAAGUAAAGAUUCAUCUACCAGCUCUGAUUUAAGUCCUACAUCCCCUUCUAAAGACAUGCCAACAAGUCCUUCAAAAAAGAAGGGUGCAAAAAGUAUUGCAAAAAAAGAUGAAAGCAGCAUAAGGGGUCAAACUAAAAGUCAUAAAAAGGAGAUGGAUCCAAUCAUAAAGAUGGAUAAAUCAAAAAGUGCCGAGGUUUGCUCCAUGGUUGGAGACCAUUCCUUGGCGGUUUCAGUAAGUAAAGGGAAAAGUACCUCAAACCAACAUGGCAUAGACAAAUGCAAACUAGUGGAAGUGUGUCCAUGGGAAAGUCUUUCGACUUCACAGUCGGAUCAAGAUACAGAAUCAUCUGACAGUAAAAACAAAACAAUGCAAAAGCCAAAUAUGGUAGACAUCUGUCCAUGGGACUAUCACGAUAACAGUGGUGGGAAAUAA
Messenger RNA from Bufo gargarizans (Asiatic toad), 3873 nucleotides. RefSeq names its product G protein-coupled receptor 158 (gene GPR158). Bases 1 to 3873 code for a protein of 1290 amino acids. The record is from RefSeq and is a predicted model, not a curated record. Gene Ontology annotation, cellular component: membrane. The transcript has 11 exons. Gene Ontology annotation, molecular function: G protein-coupled receptor activity. NCBI's taxonomy places the organism in Eukaryota, Metazoa, Chordata, Amphibia, Anura, Bufonidae. Gene Ontology annotation, biological process: G protein-coupled receptor signaling pathway.